Chaetomium strumarium is the source of this 1145-nucleotide messenger RNA. Its product is annotated as Alpha/Beta hydrolase protein. The record is from RefSeq and is a predicted model, not a curated record. NCBI's taxonomy places the organism in Eukaryota, Fungi, Ascomycota, Sordariomycetes, Sordariales, Chaetomiaceae. The transcript is spliced from 4 exons. The coding region runs from base 198 to 1100 and encodes 300 amino acids.
GGAACGGUGGUGUGGUGACUUAAUCAGUCUCUUUCAGUCUCUCUUUCGGUCGGGAGGAUCUGGACCUUACAGGGUGCGCAAGUCGAUCACUUUCUCACUUCUCUCAGUAUCUGAGCCGUACAGGUGUUGUUAUCAUUAUUAGGCACCGAUCGCACCCCAAGCUUCGACCUGGUCGCAACUGGUCUGGAUAAAUAAGCAUGUCAUCCAAGAACACCCUCGUCUUCAAAACGCUCUAUGAUCCGCUGGUCCACAAGGGAAUACCGGCAACUCUCGACGUGGUCUUGAUCCACGGUCUGAACGGCGACUACCUCAAGACAUGGCUGCACUCCGCAACCGGAGUAUGCUGGCCGAGGGACUUGCUGCCAGCAGUACUGCCGAGUGCCCGGGUGUUGUCCUUUACAUACAGUGCCGACAUUUACGGAAAUACGUCUGUCACCGGGAUCAGGGGCAAUGCUAACGCGCUGUUGGCGAGGCUCCGCGACCGACGUGAACGGGCGGACGGCAGGCCAAUUGUCUUUGUUGCUCACAGCCUAGGAGGCAUCAUUUUGAAGCAGGCCCUGUAUCUGUCUCAGCAUGACCGUCGUUUCCACGGACUGCUCGACGCAACACGCGGCUUGAUUUUCUAUGGAACACCACAUUUCGGGGCGGACCGCUCUCGGUGGCUAUCCAUGGCCAAAUCGUUCGCACCCCUCCUGCCUCGCAGAUUCGCUGGGAUGAGAAAAGCUAAAGCUUCCAACCUUGUCGACGCCUUGGCCCGGAGCUCUUUGGAGAUCUCCAACAUCUGCGAAGACUUCCGCUUCCUGGCGCGCAGGUUUGUUCUUGUGAGCUUCUAUGAGACGGAAGUGUGGCCGGGCACCACAAGUGCUCCCAUCGUCGACAUGAUGAGCGCGCUCAUGCACCUGGACAAUGAGGAACGGGUCCCGCUGGAGGCAAAUCACAUGGAUCUCUGCCGAUUCAUGGGCCCCGAAGAUGCCGGAUUCCAGUUGACGUGCCGUUACAUCGCCCAGGCAGCGCUGGGCCUCGGCCAUGGCAGGGGUGACCGUUGGGGGAUUCUGGUAUCAGGAGAUGCUCAGUCAAUGUACAUACCUAAGUGCAAGUAAAGCUAAAAGAGCCAACCGUGGAACGCGAUGGACCGAUGAUGAUGC